UCAAUUCUUUUAACUGUACAAUAUCUUAUCUCUAGGUUAUCAGCUGUUUUGUGAUAACCAUUGAAUUGAUGAGAACUUUAUGGUCCCUGUGCCAGUUUAGAUUAGAUUUCACUCAUUUAAGUGUAUACCUUCGUCAUGAGCAGACGAAUACCGUGAAAAUGCGCCUCGGCAGUGCUUGGUUAAUGGCCAGCUUGUGGCUAUUUUCUAAUUUUCACCAGCCACAUGCAGCCGAUAUUUUGGGAAUUUUUCCGUACUGCCAAGCUACACCUUUUCUAGUGGUGCGGCCAUAUUUGAUUGCUCUAAGGGACCGAGGACACAAAAUAACAGUAAUCACACCAGAAGAAAUGCUUGAUGACAUUGAGGGAAUCCGGCACAUCAAGGUUCCCAUGCUUAAUAAGCUCGUACAAGAUGUGAUUGAUUAUGAUCUUCUCGAUGACUUUUUUGUAAGCAAAUGGUCGGAAUCCUUGAUGAUUUCCAAUAUAUAUAAGAACAUGUCUCUAGCAAUCCUCAAGGACGAUUCUGUUCAAAAGAUGUUAAGCAACAAGAAAGUCCGCUUUGACAUGGUCAUCUUGGAGCCAAGCCACAUGGAUGCCCAAUACGGCUUUGCCGAGUUUUACAAUGCCACAUUGGUGGGAUUUUCGGCAGUGUACACCGAUUGGUACAUAGAAUUUCUUGCUGGAAAUUCCGCUCCGACUGUCUACGAUCCCGUUUCGCCCUUAGGAUAUUCCCUGGACAACUCUCUGAUGAGCAGGUUCUUCAACUGGAUCUACAUUACAGAAGAGCUUCUGCUGGAUCGAUUGAUACACCAACCAUCUCAGCUUGCCAUCUUUAAAGACGUAUUUGGGUAUUCGACCAAACAAUUGGACAACCUCCGCUCCAGCUUCUCGGUAAUAUUAAUCAACAAUCACUUCAGCAUGGGACGGGUUCGGGCCAACGUUCCUAAUCUCAUUGAGGUGGGAGGACUGCAUUUAAGUGAGCCCCCAGAGCCUUGUGAUGAGGUCUUGCAGCGAUUUUUGGACGAGGCUGAGCACGGGGUCAUUUACUUUUCGUUGGGAAUGGAUAUUAUGAUAAAAUACCUGCCGCUCGAGACACAACAACCAUUGCUGAAAAGCUUUGCCCAAUUAAAGCAGAAGGUUAUAUGGAAAAAUGAAUUGUUAACUAUGCCCAAUAAGUCGGAUAACAUAUAUGUAAUGCCCAAGACUCCGCAGAGGAGGAUUUUGGAGCACCCCAACGUCAGGCUGUUCAUCACUAUCGGUGGUAUACUAAGUGUCACAGAAGCGAUUGACAGCGGCGUACCAAUGCUGGGACUGCCACAAUUUUACGACCAAAUUGGAAAUAUGCAUCGAGUAGAGCAGGCCGGCAUGGCCAAGGUUCUAGACGCGUACUCAUUGACCGCAGAAUCUCUAACCAGCACUAUUCUGGAGCUGAUAGAAAACCCUAAAUAUGCCGCCAAAGCCAAGAAUAUGUCACAGAGCUUCAGAGACCGGCCGAUGAGUCCGCUGGACACUGCCGUGUGGUGGACAGAGUACGCUCUUCGACAUCCCGACGUCAGACACAUAAGACUUAAUGAGGAUGACAUUUCAUUCAUUCGGUACUACAGGUUAGAGAGUUUGCUGUCCAUUGGUCUUCGUUUUGGAUUCAUUAUUGGAAUAGUAACCUUGUUGGGCUAUAAGUUGGCCAAAAAGUAUAAUCGUAGACAAGAAAGAAUACGAGUGUUUAAAAUGAUAAGAUUGCCAAUAAAGUAAAAUACGACAAAAA
Drosophila bipectinata is the source of this 1758-nucleotide messenger RNA. RefSeq names its product UDP-glycosyltransferase UGT5-like. The record is from RefSeq and is a predicted model, not a curated record. Gene Ontology annotation, molecular function: UDP-glycosyltransferase activity. Lineage: Eukaryota; Metazoa; Arthropoda; Insecta; Diptera; Drosophilidae.